Dermacentor albipictus is the source of this 3077-nucleotide messenger RNA. The record is from RefSeq and is a predicted model, not a curated record. Lineage: Eukaryota; Metazoa; Arthropoda; Arachnida; Ixodida; Ixodidae.
GCGGAAAGAUCUAAGAAUGGCGCUACUUUUGGAAAAUUGAGGGGCUUUAGCCGCCCGAUUCAAAGGUAGAUAGCCGCAUAACAUCAACAUCACCAAUCGCGUAGCACGGCCGGCACGGCAGCGAAAUUAAAGCCUUUCCCUACUUUUAGAGGAAAUUUAGGCGCUUUUGGGCUUUACGUAUUUGUCGUUGAGCCGCGCUCCCUCUAUAACUUCAUGUGGAUAGCAGUGGAUAGUGCCAAUCUUUCCCUUGCUGAGGACUACGUCUCUCAGUAAAGUUUUGAUUUCGGCGCGUGCUCAUUUAGCUUUCGCUCACCGGUGCGCAUGGUUCCCCAAGUUCUAUCGGGUUUAUAUUUUAGCUUGUGCACCGCUCAUAGUUCUUUUGCUCAAGUUCAAGCCUUGACCAGCGCCAGCAGAAGCGGUGCAGUUCUUACGGUUAUGUAUGCUGUCUUGAGAUUUGUUGAUGACAACAGUGUUGCUGUUGUCCCAACCAACUGGUUGUUGAAGAAUAAAAAGAUGUGUUUGUGGCCGACUGUGCUGGGCACCCAUGAAUUGACAAAAGCUGUGAAACGACGUGCCCAUCUCAAUCCUUCUACAACGCCUAGCUUCAAGGUGAAGGUGAUCAAAACUACAGCAACAUACGAUGAAGCUCGGCAAAAGUUGCCACAAGCAGAAAAUUCGGACAAUGUCGACACAACAGAUCAAGAAAAAGGACGUGGUAAGCGGCGCAAAUACACACGCAUUUUGAGCUCGUCGGAUGAUUCGGAAGAGGAAGACAAUUUCAAUCUUCCGGAACCACCCUUCUCUCAAAGCACUUCAAGUGCCAGUAAUGAUGGCAGAACAACUUCCAGACAAAGACUUAUUGAAACAGCUUCUGAAAAAACCCAGCAGGCAGACUUAUCUGUGCAGACAGCUCAUCUAUCCUCAGUGGAAAAACAAAGAGAGAGUGAAAAUGACAGCUUAAGCGAAUCACAAGCCCCAGGCAGCCAGCAAGCUCAAUGUGCUGUGCAGUCAUUUCAGUCAGCACACCAGCCUAGGGCACCAUUUCUGCAGCCACGUCGUGAAAGCCCAUUACAGUGGUCCAUCUCCAGUGCCCAAGGAGGCUGGCGGAGAGCACCAGCUGCACAGUCUCGUUCAGACUCACCACUUUGUAUGGCACCAAGCUCCCAAGGAAGCCUUCCAGGAAUACGAUUCCCAGAGUUGCAUUUAGACUCUCCACGAUGGAUUGCACAACAUUCACAAGAAAGUUGUCUAGGAGUACAAGUACCAGCCGCACAGACAUAUCCUGGAACUGGACAUGCAGAAUUCGCCACGCAGUCUUGUCACCUAGAACUGCCACGGUGGCCUGCUUCUAGUUCUCAAGGUGAAGCACCCAGCCAUUCUCCGAGUGGUUUCUCCGUUCAAGAAGAACAAACUGACCAAAGUCUGCUGGCUUCAAUCAGGAAGGAGAUCUCAUCCGCUACUCGGAGCAUUUUGAAAGACAUGGCUGUCUUAAAAACUCAAAAUGAGGCCAUUUUGAACCUCUUAGGUAGUAACCGUGAGUGCGAGAUGGAUGAGCAGCCUGUACAGACAUACCCGCUAAGGACGGUUGAUGAAAUUGACCAUCUGGAACGUAACUUGAAAAGCUCCAGCAGCUCCCGCAGGCAACUGUGCAAAGUCCUAGGUCACAUUGGCGGCAACACAGUGCGCUCAACAACUGCAAACAUCUUGAAAUAUUUACUUCACGAUUCCGUCGCUGUCAUGUACAGUCUCCAUGGGCAAAAAGGAAAAAGAGCCUUGGCUGAGACGGAGUUGUGCCGCAUAAUUCUGGAGUCUGUACGAAAAAAUGCAGCAACAGCAUCUGCUUCAGACGCAGAGAUCCGUACAGGUAUCAUGGGAUGGCUAAAGAAUGCGCAAGCCCGUCUUGAUGCAGCCAUGAAGCGGGCACAUGUUGAAACGGACCAAUGAAUAAACAGUGAAAUGGUGGCAAAGCAGCCACAUUUUUCAAGCAGUUGUGUGCUCACCAAUCAAACCUAAGCUGUUACGUUUACUCAUUCACGACACCACAAGGCCUGCUGGUUGCCAUUGUUUAUGUCUAGUCGAGCUCUUAUGUUUACUCUCACGGAACCACAAGGCGUGCUGGCUGCAGUUGUUUUUGUCUAGUCUAGCUCUUAUGUUUAUUCUCGCGGAACCACGAUGAGUGCUGGCUGCAGUUGUCUUUGUCUAGUCGAGCUCUUAUGUUUACUCUCACUGAACCACGAGGCGUGCUGGCUGCAGUUGUUUCUGUCUAGUCUAGCUCUUAUGGUUACUCUCACGGAACCACAAAGCGUGCUGGCUGCAGUUGUUCUUGUCUAGUCGAGCUCUUAUGUUUACUGUCACGGAACCACGAGGCGUGCGGGCUGCAGUUGUUUUUGUCUAGUCGAGGUAAGCCACAUGGUUCCAAGCCAGAGCUUGACUGUAUUGUGGACUGACUACUUUUAAUUUCUACGCAGCUCUUAUGGUUACUCUCACGGAACCACAAAGCGUGCUGGCUGCAGUUGUUUUUGUCUAGUGUAGGUAAGCCGCAUGGUUCCAAGCCAGAGCUUGACUGUAUUGUGGACUCACUACUUUUAAUUUCUACGCAGCUCUUAUGGUUACUCUCACGGAACCACAAAGCGUGCUGGCUGCAGUUGUUUUUGUCUAGUGUAGCUCUUAUGUUUACUCUCACGGAACCACGAGGCGUGCUGGCUGCAGUUCUUGUAUAGUCGAGCUCUUAUGUUUACUGUCACGGAACCACGAGGCGUGCGGGCUGCAGUUUUUGUCUAGUCGAGCUCUUAUGUUCACUCUCACGGAACCACGAGGCGUGCUGGCUGCAGUUGUUUUUGUCUAGUGUAGGUAAGCCGCAUGGUUCCAAGCCAGAGCUUGACUGUAUUGUGGACUCACUACUUUUAAUUUCUAUGCAGCUCUUAUGUUUACUGUCACGGAACCACGAGGCGUGCGGGCUGCAGUUGUUUUUGUCUAGUCGAGGUAAGCCGCAUGGCUCCAAGCCAGAGCUUGACUGUUUUGUGGACUGACUACUUUUAAUUUCUACGCAGCUCUUAUGGUUACUCUCACGGAACCAC